Molecule: messenger RNA, 798 nt
Organism: Effrenium voratum
Lineage: Eukaryota; Dinophyceae; Suessiales; Symbiodiniaceae
Source: the annotation of a GenBank genome assembly
AGCCGAAGAACGGCUCGGGAAACCCUUGCGGGACAUCUGAUAGCGCAGAGAGGGGGCACAGCCCCACAGCAGAAAAGGGAUGGCGUUCCUUCAGCCGGCGCCGGCAGUGGUCGGCCCGGUCUCGCUGACGGCCCUGGUGGGGCUCAUCGUGCUGGUCCACUUCGGGCUGAACGUUUUCAUCCUGGGGAGCGUGUCCGACAAGUCUGUUAUUGUCUCUGGCGUGGAGAUCUCCUCAACGCUUCAGUACGCGUUGGGCGCCUUCUGCCUACUUGGCCUGCCCUUGACGGUGCACGGAGGUGUUGGCGCCGUCUACCGGGUGCCUGGCCACCUGCAUACCUACCUCUGGUACCUCUUCGCCUUUCUGGCCGCGGGCGCCGCCUGCCUCAUCUCCGUGGCGGUGCUGCAGCGGCCUUGCCACACCCGGGAGCCCACCGGUGGUGACGUGCUGGCCACUAUGGUGUGCGGCCUGCCCAACUUCACCAGCAUGGUCUUCCUGGCGCUCUUCCUCAUCGUCGUGAGCGUGGCCAUCUACUUGGUGUGGUCCCUGAGCGAGAACGUCCAGAGGCGUUUGGAGACGGACCUCUUCAGAUACCAGGAGCCUUUGCAGCUCAAGGCGCAGCUGGGCGAGCAGGCCAUGCAGCAGGCACGCCAGGCGGCGGGCAGCGGCAAGAGCGCGCACCGCGGCGGGAUCCCCGGCGCGCUUUGGAACAGCGUGGCGCUGUGAGAGGAGAGGACCAGGCCCCGCCUUUCUCAGGAGCUCGAGGGAAGCCCCAUGCAGCUAGCACGAAGGGGAGAAAC